Molecule: messenger RNA, 5391 nt
Organism: Linnemannia hyalina
Lineage: Eukaryota; Fungi; Mortierellomycota; Mortierellomycetes; Mortierellales; Mortierellaceae
Source: the annotation of a GenBank genome assembly
AUGUCCAUGAACUCGCGCUCGACCCCUUCUGGACAACCAUCUCAACCUCUCUCGCCAGUUCGCCCCAACGCAGGACACGACGACGACAACAAUUCUGUCUCUUCCCAGCGAAUCCGCAAGCGGGACAAGAUCUUUAACCUCUUCCGGUCGUCCAGUCAAGAGCACAAGGCCAAGAAUACCGGUUCUACAAGUCCCAAGUCCUCCAUCAAAGGAGCCUCAGCUGCCAGUACUGAGCUGUCUGUUCAUCACUUUUCCACUGUCAGCACCCCUGAGAGUGUUGACAUUGAACAAGCGGUCUCCACCACCGCCGUCAAGAGUACUCCCUCCAUUGUUCACCCCUCUACUUUGCUGACCAAACCUCGCCUGGACGUCUUCUCACAGAACGUCAAUGCGCCUGCUGUGCGCAUCCCUUUGCCCGCAUUUGGCGCUCGCAUCGAUACCACCCCUCAGCUUGCCCUGUGCAUAGGCUUGCUUUCUAAAGUUCACGACGCCGUCGGCCAGCGAAAGGAUCCUUCUCAAGACUUGCCAUCCGACACUGCUGCUCGCCUGGCCUGGGUCAAGGCUAUGAAGCAGGAUCCUACUGAGCGAGAACGCCUCUUUUGGUUAGGAACUCGUAUGGUUGACGAGUUUGCCAAGGAUGCCUUCAAGGAUUCGACCGAGAUUGCCGAGAUGGUCCUCAUUGGACCUGUUAUGAACAUGGAACAUUACCGUGGGUUACUCUCCAGCAUCAUCGCAGCGUUUGACCAUUCUGUGAUUCUGAGUGUCGAUCUCCUCCAAGGUCUCGUGCAGUUGGUGCAGUCUGCACCCCCUGAAUCCCUCCUCUCUGAUGACCUGGUCAAGAUUCUUCGUCUACUCCGGCUUCGUCUGCAGGACACUCACCAACAGUCGACAGUCCACCCUUUCCAUCUCACGUUGGCACUCUCGAGGGUACUUGAUGUUAUGGCGGACCACAAGGUCAAGGACCUGAGCCGUGUGGAGGAGCGCGAGCCCUUGUCCGGAGUCUUGUCGAGUUUGACAGGUAGCUCGGACCCCUACCUGAUGUACCAGGCUUGCUAUGCGUUUCAGGCACUGCAGUAUGUGCCUGAUGAUGAGACUGUGCUCCAGGCGGUUCUCCGACAGUCUAUUGGGGUUGCAGGUGGGUUGGUCAAGAUUUCGGCAGUGAUGAAGCUGGAUGUGGGCGCAGUUCUUGAAGGACUUGACAAGCUACAGGAGGCGAUUGGCAGCACGGUCGAAAUUGCAGGUACUUUGUACGAAGGGUUUUGCUCACUGAAGGAGAGUGGCCGAGGUGUGUUUGACAGUCUGAAGGAGGGAUAUGGAUCUGGCAAGAAACGUCCUUGGUAUGCCGCUGUCCGUGCUGCUCAUGCUCUUGCUCACUCUGGUCAGUUACAUGAUCUCAACCGCCUGAUCUGUAUGGCACCUUGUCGCCGUGAUCCUCUGUUCCAAUGGGGAAUCUGCCAGUUGCUAGGCGAGAUUGCGUCUGAUGAUAUCUGGGAUUCCCCUGUUCGCCAGCAAGCCGUUGAGCUGCUUGGUGAUCUGUUCCAGAACGAUCCAUUGUGGGGUGAGGAUGAGAGCGUCAGGACCUGGAUGUUGAACAUCAGUGGCCAACUCGGUGCUGUUGAUGACGCAGCUGUCAGCAGCAGCGCUAUUGCCUUGGUGAAGGAACUUCAGCAAGUUCAGCCUGCCACCACCAAGCUUCCUUACCCGCUGAGGAACCGACUUCCUUUGCCCACGUCCUCACCAACACUCGUCAAAGUUCAGAAGAUCCCACCACUCGAGUACGAUUUGCACCGGCUCCGCAUGUUGAGGUUGAAGCAGAGCCACCAAGACGUCUACAUCCCGCCUAUGGCCAAGCCUAGUCUAAAGGCCAAAGAUGAGGAUAUAUUCUUGCUGAUGGAGAAGAUGCAAGAGUUCUUGGCUGGUGAGCGACAAGUGAUGCUGGUGCUCGGUGACUCUGGUGCCGGAAAGUCGACUUUCAACUGCCAUCUCGAGCAUCGUCUCUGGACCGAUUACAAACCAGGUGACCCUAUACCUCUCUUCAUCAAUCUUCCCUCCAUUGACCACCCCGACCAAGAGCUGGUCGUCAAACAGCUGAGGAUUCACAGCUUUUCGGACGAUCAAAUCAUGGAGAUCAAGCUGCACCGUCAACUCAUCCUCAUCUGUGACGGAUACGACGAGAGCCAGCAGUUGGUCAACCUUCACCGGACCAAUUCUCUGAACCAGCCUGGUCAGUGGAAUACCAAGAUGGUCAUCAGCUGCCGCACCCAGUUCCUUGGGCCUGAGUACCACAGCCGUUUUAUGCCGCAAAGUGAAGGUGGUCACUACGACCGCCCUGCUCCUCACCUUUUCCAAGAGGCUGUCAUCGCUCCGUUCUCCAAGGCUCAAAUCGAGAACUAUGUCGAGCAGUAUGUCCCCUUGGAGCCAAGGACGUGGGACACAAAGGACUACAUGGACAGGCUCACCACGAUUCCCAACCUACUUGAUCUGGUCAGGAAUCCCUUCCUCUUGUCGUUGUCGCUGGAGGCACUGCCAGGCGUGACUGAGGGCAAGCAGGAUCUGUCGACGAUCGAGAUCACGCGAGCCCACCUCUAUGACACCUUCGUCAACCAUUGGCUUGAUGUGAACAAGCGACGGCUGGAGAGGAACAAUGCCUUGUCGAUGGAAGACCGCGACAUGCUAAACCAACUGGUCAGUGCGGGUUUUAAUUCUCUGGGUCUCGACUACGCUACCAAACUGGCACGAGCUAUCUUUGACCGGCAGGAAGGAAAGCCAGUGGUCAAGUAUGUCCAUUUGAGCGACAAAAACACAUGGAAAGCUGAGUUCUUUGGUCCACAGCCAGAGAUCCGACUGUUGCGGGAGUCGUCGCCAUUGACCCGUGCAGGCAACCAGUUCCGAUUUGUGCAUCGCUCAAUGCUCGAAUACUUUCUCUCUCGAGCCAUCUACGACCCGAUCAAGGCUGACAACGAGGAUGAUGAAGAAGAUGACGCCGAAUCCGACGAAUGUUGUAGUCGUUCGUUAUUUGAUGUCAAGGGCCCUUUGUUCCGACGAAACCUGCUCCCUGAGUCGUCUAUCAUCCAGUUCCUGUGCGAUCGCGUGAAGUCGAACCCUGAUUUUGAACAUCAACUCCGUGCCGUUAUCGACCUGUCCAAGACCGACGAAAGUGCAGCCAUCGCCGCAACCAACGCAAUCACAAUCCUGGUCCGAGCCGGCGUGUUAUUCAACGGUGCCGACCUUCGCGGGGUCAAUAUUCCUGGAGCCGACCUAACCGAGGGCCAAUUCGACUCUGCGCAGUUCCAAGGAGCCAACCUGACGGGAGCCGAUUUAUCGAGGAGCUGGUUGCGGCAGGCGGAUCUGAGCGGGGCGCAGCUGAAGGACGUUCGGUUUGGGGAGUUGGCCUAUCUUGAGAUGGAGAGCGAAGUGAUGUUCUGCACCUACUCGCCUGACGGGACGAUGCUUGCUGCGGGGCUUGGGGAGGAUGGUGUCGAUGUUUAUAGCACCACCUCAUGGACAAGAGUUCUGCAGAUUCGAGACAUUGGGUUAGUUUUCAGCGUUGUAUUCUCACCUGACAGCCAACAAAUUGCGUUCGGUGGCAAAGAUCAGACUGUACGAGUGUGGGAUGUCACGAGCGACGAGGAAUUGCUGGCUAUGAAGGGGCACACCGAAGUCAUAUAUUCGGUGGACUAUUCACCUUGUGGCAAGCUGAUCGCAUCGGCCGGUUACGAGAAAACAGUGCGACUGUGGAGCUCGCAGACUGGAGAGUGUCUCCUUGUCCUGGAGGAUCAUACGAGAGGUGUCAUGGGUGUCAAGUUUUCCUCAGAUGGUCGACAGCUCGUAUCGGUGGAUGGGGAAGCGAUUAUUCGGUUCUGGGAUGCGGAGACAGGAGAGCUGGUGCGUGAGUUUGACGCCCCGUUUGAAAUCAAUAUGUGUCGUGCCUAUUCUCCUGAUGGCAAGUGGAUUGCCUUCACCCAAGGCCGCUCUUUGCAGCUUUGGGAUGCGGUCUCCUAUGAGCCAGGGCCAGCCCUACAGGGCCACACUAGUGACGUCAAAGGAGUCGCAUUCUCUCCAAACGGCCAAUGGAUCGCCUCUGCCAGCGAAGACAAGACCGUGAGACUUUGGGAUGCAUCGACUGGGACCCCUACUCUCGUUUUGUUUGGUCACAACGAAACCGUGCGAAGCGUUGCCUUCUCUCCAAAUGGUCUUCGAAUUGCAUCGGGAGGUUUCGAUAAGAAAGUUCGCCUGUGGGAUCUGAGCUCUAGCUGGUCUAGCGUUGAGCCGGAGGGACAUCGAGUCGAUCGGUUAUUCAAGGCGGCUUACUCUUUUGACGGGCUUUCGAUUCUGGGCGCCAGUGACCGCAGCGUGCAACAAUGGGAUUCAGCGACAGGACGAUCUCUGCCGAACGCGUUUCAGUUUCCGGAACUAGUUUCGGUGAGAGAUGUGGAUUUUUACCCGGAACUACUUUCGGUGAGGAAUGUGGAUUUUUCACCUGAUGGCAAUCAGAUAGCGGCCGUCGUUGAAAACAGUUAUGUCCAAGUAUGGGACCUCCUAACCUGUGCAGCAGGAUCUGUCUUCAAAGUUGAACAGUUCGCUCUCACCAUUGUCGCCUAUUCGCCUUGUGGUCGAUGGGUUGCUGCUUGGGGCUGGAAGGCCAGUAUUUGGCUGUGGGAUCUUCAUGACACCACCGUCAAGGAGCAUCAUGUUAUCAUUGACAUCGAGAAUAACGGAGGCUUUGGCCGUAGCACCGUGACCUUCUCGUCCGCCGGACACCAGCUUGCGAUUGGUUUUUCCGAUGGCUCCGUUCGUGUUUUCGAUCCUCAGUCAGGAAACCUUUUGUCGUCCUUGCAGCUGGAGCAAGAAGCCGUCGGGGCGCUGGCAUAUUCUCCUAUCGGCCAGCAACUAGCCGUCGGCGGCGGCAAUGGCUCGAUAUAUCUCUGGGACGGUCAAUCGCAGGAGCCUAGUAUCCAGUUGGAUGGACACAAUGCAAGAAUCUUCUCCGUCGCCUAUUCACCUUGCGGUCAGUGGAUCGCUUCCGGCGGCGGAGACAGGACGGUCCGAUUGUGGGGUCGAUGGCAAGAAGGCGAGUUGGAGUAUUGGCAGAGUAAAUGCGUGGUCCGUGGAUUUUUCGUCGAUAUUCUCAAUAUUUCUUGGAAUCCAGUUACCCCCAUGGAGUUUGUCACGCAUGGCCAUGGUGAAUCUGUCCGAGUGUGGCGAGUAUCGAUCGACGGCGAAAGCGUGGUUGUGAGGAUGCUUUGGGGAUUUAACAAAAGAAUCCUUUGUGCCGAGGGUCUUAUCUCUAAGGACGCGACAGAUCUGAGCCCGAUGAACCAGAAGCUGCUAGUCCAGCGCGGUGCCGUCGACAGUUCUUUGGUCCAUGAGGGAGAAGGAUCAGGCGCGUAG